Lodderomyces theae is the source of this 1152-nucleotide messenger RNA. RefSeq lists its product as uncharacterized. Lineage: Eukaryota; Fungi; Ascomycota; Pichiomycetes; Serinales; Debaryomycetaceae. Bases 1 to 1152 code for a protein of 383 amino acids. The transcript has a single exon. The record is from RefSeq and is a predicted model, not a curated record.
AUGGAGAGGCGGCGCCAAGGGACAAGCAAACCAGACGUGCCGUUGCAGUUCAAAGUGAGGCAAUUCUCUGCGUCUCCAAGAAGCCACAGUGAUACAGAACAGACUUCAAUCACACCAACCACUAAAGCUACUCCGAAAUCGAAAGGGUUGAAUGUGUUUGCCGUGUCGCCGUUGGACACUGGGAGUAUGCUGCGUAGUCAAUCAAGUGAGAGCACGUCGUCGAAUGCGAACUCGGUCAAGAGACGUUCCUCCAUACUAUCAAACAACACGCAAUUGCCGUUGCUACUGGAGUCAGAGGAUGAGACUUGUUCUAGCAGCCCCAGGCGAACAUCGCUUACACCCCAGAGUGAGACAGCACUACCGCUGAAGGACCACCUCCUUCAAUUGAGUAUAGACGAACAGUUGAGGAUACUAGCACUCAAGGAGAUGGCGAUUGUGCAAAUAAAGGAGCAGAUGCAGAACCUAAAGACGAAAUUGCACACGGAGGAAGGGGAGUUGCACAAGCUACGAGAAGUUGUUCAGAGAUCGCUAUACCAAGAGAUUAGUGGUGCUGCAAGCAACACUGCCGCCACGGUGAACAGACAGCGCACAAAUUCCAACCCCAGAGAUCAAGCAAUUGAAAGUAUCAGAGCCAAGAGGCGAUCGUCUUCUGGAGCAGCACGGCAACUUGACGCUGGUCUGGCAGAAGAAGGUGGCAGACCGUCCAAACUAUGGAGCGGAAUCACCAAGCCGUUCAAUAUGUUGCAACAGUUUGAUACGAUGCUACAAAAUGAAUUUGAAAAGUCGUUGGUGUUGGACGAGGAGAAGAGGCGGCACGAGCAGCAGCGCAGAGGAGAGCAGCCAUUGCAGUUGCAAAGUUCGAGGGAGAGUAAUAGAGUCUCACAACAUCUGCGUCGGUCGGAGGAGUCAACAAAUGGUGCUGGUGGUGUGACGUCUCCUAUGCAAUCCGGAACAGCACAGUCUUUGUCAGAUUAUAGAAGCAGUGACGAUAGACACUCAGAUGACGUGAUCCAAAAGGUGUCGGAUUCCAUAUGGUCCUUUGUCAAUGAUGUGAAGCAAAACGUGUUGUCAUCAUUGAACGAAGAGGAUAUGGCGAAUAAAGAGUUUGAUGUUGAUGAUCAGACUAUCGAUUUUUCAAUGUACAAACGGUAG